GCGAGCCAAGGACGGUCCAACGACGGAGCCGAACGCGCGUCGCGACCCAUGUCGUUCUAUAGCUGAUUCAUCAGCUGCUCCGCUCGAAAGUACCAGAGCCCAGCAUACAUCAAGCGCUCACGAUGCUUGGCGAUCGGUCACGACUCGUCACCGCCAUCGGGUUCGGAGCCAUGGGUUUAUCCUUGUGGUACGGGGACGCGUACAAGCAGGCGGACGAAGUGCGCUUGAAGUUCCUGGACGAGGUAUACGCUCGCGGGGAGCGCAACUGGGACACCGCGGACGUGUACGCUGACUCUGAAGAUCUCAUUGGCAAAUGGUUCAAGCGCACGGGAAAGCGGGACGAUAUAUUCCUCGCGACCAAGUUCGGCUGCGGGCACGGAGAGAAGGACAGGCUCGUCCGCGCUGACCUGGGUUAUGUACGCGAGGCGUUCGAGAAAUCGAUCAAGCGCCUCGGCGUCGACCACGUCGACUUGUACUACCUCCAUCGCGCGGACCCGACCGUGCCGAUAGAGCUCACCGUCGGCGCCAUGGCCGAAAACGUCAAAGAAGGCAAGGUGAAGUAUCUCGGCCUGUCCGAGGUGUCGGCGGCGACGCUCCGACGCGCGCAUGCGGUGCACCCGCUCACGGCGCUCCAGGUGGAAUACUCGCCGUUCGACCUAAGCCUCGAGAGCCCCCAGCUUGGUUUGCUCAAAACCGCACGCGAGCUCGGCGUCACCAUCGUUGCCUAUUCUCCGCUCGGCAGGGGCCUGCUGACCGGCGCGAUCAAAUCUCCAGACGACCUUGCGCCGGACGAUUCCCGGCGGUGGCUUCCUAGGUUCUCCAAGGAAAACUUCCCUAAUGUCCUGAAACUGGUCGACGGUCUCAAUGCCAUCGCCGCCAAACACGGCGCGACUUCCGGCCAGGUCGCCCUCGCGUGGUUGCUCGCCCAAGGCGACGACGUUAUCCCCAUCCCCGGCACGACCAAAGUCAAGAAUCUUGAAGACAACCUCGGCGCGCUGUCUGUGCAGCUGAGUCCGGAGGAAAGCAAGGAAAUUCGCGACGCGGCGGAGAAGCUGGAGGCCAUCCAGGGUCCCAGGUAUCCCCCGGAGUACGUCGCGAUCGCAUUCGCGGACACGCCGGAGCUGAAGUGAAGCUUUGCGA
This is a messenger RNA of Punctularia strigosozonata HHB-11173 SS5, 1140 nucleotides long. Its product is annotated as Aldo/keto reductase. Gene Ontology annotation, cellular component: cytoplasm. The transcript has 8 exons. Bases 123 to 1130 code for a protein of 335 amino acids. NCBI's taxonomy places the organism in Eukaryota, Fungi, Basidiomycota, Agaricomycetes, Corticiales, Punctulariaceae. The record is from RefSeq and is a predicted model, not a curated record.